AUGACUUCUGUCACCCACCACGCACAGCUAAAUCGACUCGACCAGCUUGCAAGCAUCAAAUGUGAUCCCCUCAACAUCGGAGGCUACUUUGAUGAAUGCUCUCUCUUCUGCCUAAACGGUGUGUCCUCGCCAUUCUGGCGUAACUGGCCACUAGCAGAUCCAUCUUCAUUUCUGACACCCGAGGCCCUGCAUCACUGGCAUCGUGAGUUCUAUGACCAUGAUGUUUGGUGGUGUCUUAGAGCUGUUGGUGCACAAGAAUUGGAUUUUCGCUUCUCUGUACUACAGCAACUCACAACAUUCCGACACUUCAAGGAUGGUAUUUCAAAUCUCAAGCAAGUCACAGGAAGAGCACAGCACAACAUGCAGCAUUAUAUGGUUGCUCUUAUUACUGAUGCAGCUCCUCUCUGCCAUUUCAUGACCUCAGGGUCUGGUUCAAAUGCUACUUGGAAGUAUGGUCGCUAUGACGCUGCAAUAUUUGCUGUUGAUGACACUAAGCUUCAACAGUGGCCCACUAGUGGGCUUAAAGGCCACACGGUUGUUGAAGUGCACCUUAUUAUGCAACCGCUUCCUCCGCAACAAAAGUCCACCAUUUGGGCUGCAUGCUUCCUGGCUUAUGUUCAAUGCCUGGAUGUUGUACCUCAGCGACAUGGAAGCUCAUUGGAACACACGACACACAUGCACAUUUUAAAAUGUGCAAUGCAAUCAGCAAGGGUUCCCUUUGGUGACAUACUCCCACUGGAUCAACUGCAUUCUUUUGCUCACAUCGUCCCCCGCUUUGGUCCUGCUGCUGAUUCCCGUCUGACAGCAGAGAAUAGUACUCACUCUGCACAGGUCAUCGCCAGCAUCACACCUGCAGAGUACAUGGCAGUAUUAGCAUUUACAUCUGAAGAGAGAGAUUUUGAAGUUCGGGCAAAAUUCACCUAUUUUGAGGACACACAGGAACUUCAGAUCAUGCCUCCCCUCCCUGUCCAUGAACAACCGGCUGCCCACCUUUCCAAGGCCAUCAACAAAUUCAUGGAUGCUCUUCCAUAUGACAAACUCUCAGUCGAUGUGACCAUACACCUCAACCACCGCAUCCAAAACAAGGACACCACAAAUAUCCCAGAUUUACACAUCGUUGUCAUGACACAACCGCCAGAGGACGACAGUUUGGAUGACAUGGAGAUUUCGAAGCCUGUCUCUAAAUGGGUUGGCAAAUGUGGACUUUCGUCAGACUAUGACUUCAUGGUGUGGAAGUUGAGAAUCAUGUGCGACAGCCAUCGUGACAUUGAUCUUGCCUUGAUCAUGUCCUUCAAAGAGCGGGUUAGAUGGCAACAGCCCAAGGAGAUGAAAUAUGAAGAAUUCAUCCCUGCACGCAUCAAGAAGAACCUCAAGUUUGGUCCAGUCACCCUCCACUCACAUGUAUGGAUCGACAUUAGCGAGGUUCGAUACAGUGUAUUCAGAUGUAGCAUGGAUGGCCAUUUUGAUUUUAAUAGCAGGAAUCCAGACACGUUUGGAGGGGGGACUCUUUACCUGACAGUAGAGAUGUCUGACGUCGAAUGCAUGCUGAGGGAUGGCGCCAAUGCGUUGAAGGAGUACAUCAUUUCAUUGAUGGAAGGGAUGAGUUUAGAGGAGUCUGCAAUCUACCUUGUGUGUGAUUCCAAUCCCUCUUUCGAGCCCAUUUUGGGGGCUGGUGUCAAUCAAAUAUCUUCCGCCAUAUAUCUCACAGCUUACUGCCAUUACUUGGAUUGGUGCAAUCACAAAUACAGCAAACACAAGAUCUCACAGACUGCCCAAUCCUUGCGCACUGGUGAUCAGAAUAUCGCCGCCUCCAUCUCGUCUGAUCCUACUACAUUGGCCUCCUCAUCUGAUCCUACAUUUGCCUCGUCUGAUCUUACAGUCCCGUUCAAGUUCACCCUCUAG
Molecule: messenger RNA, 1902 nt
Organism: Suillus discolor
Lineage: Eukaryota; Fungi; Basidiomycota; Agaricomycetes; Boletales; Suillaceae
Exons: 7
Coding region: 1-1902 (633 amino acids)
Source: RefSeq, a predicted model, not a curated record